Micromonas commoda is the source of this 1911-nucleotide messenger RNA. RefSeq lists its product with no specific name. The record is from RefSeq and is a predicted model, not a curated record. Lineage: Eukaryota; Viridiplantae; Chlorophyta; Mamiellophyceae; Mamiellales; Mamiellaceae. Gene Ontology annotation, molecular function: GTP binding. Bases 1 to 1911 code for a protein of 636 amino acids. Gene Ontology annotation, cellular component: nucleus; cytosol. The transcript has a single exon.
AUGGGGGCCGACAUGUCCACGCCCGCCGCCGGUGCCGCGGGUACGAGCGCGGGACUCACCGAGGAGCAGCUCCGGGAGCGGGGGAUCGCGAAGAUGGACCAGGAGAUGCGCCGAAAGUUCGCCAGGGGGGGCAAGUUCAACUUCAAGAUCGUCCUGCGCGGCGAUUCCUCCACGGGCAAGUCCACGCUGCUGCGCAGGCUCCGCGGGGGCACGUUCCAACCCGACUACAACCCGACGCCGGAGAUCCGCACCGCUCACGUCCAGUGGCAGGCGCGGUCCAAUCCCGAGGACAACAUCAUGCUUGAGGUCUGGGACGUCAUCGACAAGGCGUCGAAGCGCGCGAUAUCGGAAUCGCUCACGCUCGCGCACAACGUCGACGAGACGGCGGAGGGGAGGCACACGUUCCCGCUGGACGCGACGAUGGUGGACGUGUACCACGGGUGCCACGCGGCCAUCUUCCUCAUCGACCCCUCGAAGAAGUGGACGUACGAGUACGUGCAGCGCGAGCUCGCGACGGUGCCCGAGCACAUCCCCACGUGCGUCGUCCUGAACUUCAGGGACUACCCGGCGUCCAAGCGCCUGAUCCGCCUCGAGGAGGUGGAGGCGGACAUGGAGUACUCGUUCGGUAAGCGGCCUUUCCGGCCGUUCGUCAUGGAGGCGUCGCUCUUGAACUGCUACGGCCUGCAGGCGCUGUCCACGUUCCUGCACAUCCCUUUCCUGUGCCUCAAGCGCGCCAGCUUAGAGCAGGCCAUGCAGCUCAACACGCACGCCAUCGUGCAGGCUCAGGAGGCGAUGAAGACGGUGCGGGGCAACAGCUACGACGCGUACGAGCGCAAGAUCGACGCCGCGACCGGCGGGAGUAACGUGAGUAACGCGCUGGGCGAGGCGGCUAGCGCGGGCACUCCGGGUCAGCCCCCGGCGCGGCAGAGUCACGCCGCGCCCCCCACUGCGAAAGAGGCGGCGAUCACGUGGGAAAAGCUGAGCAACACGACGCUGGGCGAGGCGCCGUUGCUGAUCGGCGGCGCCGCGAUCGGGGCGGCCGUGACCGGGGUGACCGCGGUGGCGAACCUGACGCCCGCGCAGAUUGCCGAAAACGUUAAAUCAGUCGCCAGCGUCGGCAACGUCGCCAAGGCGAUCGGUCUGGGCCCCAAGGAGAAGAAGGGUCACUACGUGGACGAACCCGUGGAGAAGGUGGCGCCUCAGUUCUCGCACCUCACCGGUCGGGGCGGCGCGGCGGCGGCGGCGUUUGGCGGGCGGGAGAUUGACGACGACGACGACGGCGCGCCGAACUCGUUAACCCCGGAUGUGCGGGGGGGCGAGGAGAUGGACGACUUCUUCGAGGGCGACACGCCGAGGAAAGGCGGUAAAAGCGGCGAUUCAUCUUCCGACGAAGACAGCGACAGCCCUCGAAGAAGGGACUGGGACAGCGACGGCGGUGGUGACGGCUCCAAGGUUCAGGUUCGGUGGCGGUCAGACGACGACGACAGCUCCGAGGACGACGGACCGAAUCCCGAGAGCGACGAGUCGGACGACGAUCCCUUGCCCUUACCCAGCAAGGACGACCCGUUCUUCGGAAGCGGUAAGAGCGCCGCGCCGACGAACGUGCACAUCCUCGGCUCGAACCCCGCGAGUUCCAUGGACCUCGACCCGAGCACCAUCGCCGCCUCCUUCGGGUCGCCCGCGGGUGGCGGUGACGAGUACGAAGCCGUCGGCGACGACGCCGACGCGUUGGAGAAGGAGUUUGCGGGGUUGAACGGGGUUACGUUCUCCGGUGACAGCGACAGCGACGGGUCCGGCCGGCGUAAGAAGAAGGGCUCGUCGCACAAGAAGAGUAAGAAGAGUAAGAAGGAGAAGAAGGGGAAGAAGGAGAAGCCCAAGAUGAAGGAUUGGGACGAGUCCGAGAGCGACUGA